This is a messenger RNA of Pistacia vera, 891 nucleotides long. RefSeq lists its product as uncharacterized. The coding region runs from base 1 to 891 and encodes 296 amino acids. Lineage: Eukaryota; Viridiplantae; Streptophyta; Magnoliopsida; Sapindales; Anacardiaceae. The record is from RefSeq and is a predicted model, not a curated record. The transcript has 3 exons.
AUGGAUGUUGAUUUGCGAGAUCUUCCCAUGGAUCCAGGUUUAUGUCCCCGAAUUUUAGAUUAUGAUCCUAAUAUUCAAGAUCAAAUCCAAAAAGUAUAUUUGAAAAGGGGUCCUUGUCAACCUAAAGGCCAUGAGUUUCCUUUUAGAGAUUUUGGUGGAUUUGUUGUUUCUUGGUUUGAUGAAUUUGACCAAUGGUUGGAAUAUAGUAUCGCGAAAGACGCAAAAUUUUGUCUUUGUUGCUAUCUUUUUAGGUUAGAUGUUGAUGGUAAAGGGGGUGGUGAUCACUUUGUUGGUCAAGGACACUCUUCUAAAGCACAAAUUGAGUUCCGAACUCGUUUAAAUGCUACAGCUGACUGUGUUCGUUAUCUUCUAAGACAAGGGCUCCCAUUUCGUGGUCAUGAUGAAUCCUAUGAUUCAAACAACCAAGGAAAUUUUCUCGAGCUUCUACGAUUUCUUGUUGAUUAUAAUAAAGAUGUCUAUGUUGUUGCUUUCAAGAAUGCUCCUGACAAUCUCAAAUUAACAUCACCUAAGAUUCAGAAAUACAUUGUGGCUCUUGUGGCUUUAGCAAAGAAUCAAGAUGAUGUUAAUGAUCUCCUUAAUAUUGUGGCGAUUAUAGUUAAUAUUGCUGGUGAUUCAUCACAAUGUUGCACUAUUCUUAGAAAUAAGCAAGCUAGUAAAGUUAUUGAAGCUCUUUCUAAUGGUGAACUUUCAAGUGGAAAGAGCCUCAAUCAAGAGAUAAAUCUGAAACAUGCCAAUGAUACGUGUUGGAGCUCGCAUUAUGGUACAUUAACGAGCAUAAUCUUGCUGUUCUCAUCCAUUAUCGAUGUUCUUGAAAUUGGGAUAAAAGAUGGGAUAAACUCCAAGCAAAGAUUUCGGGCAAGAAAUAUAUGA